ACACAAAGCAGCAACUCAUGGGGUUGAUCAGUUUUUUUCUCCAAUGGUCAGAGAGAAACUAUAAUAAAACAGUCAGAAAAUCAGUUUUAUUGGGGGGGAAAAAUGCACGUUUGGGGGCCUGCUUGGUCCAGGUGGUCCACAGUGAGAAUGUUGAAAUGAAUCUGAUUUGCAGGACGGUGCGCUGGCUGGUGUGAAGCCUCUGCUGGUCCUGAUGCUGAUGGAUUCCUCCUCAACAGGAAGACAGAAACUGCUGGUGGCUCAGACACCAACCAAAUCUCCAACCAGUCAUAAAAACAUCUAAGCAAACAGCUGCAGGAUGAGUCCUAAAAAUGUAGCGGGUAGCUGAGCAGUCGGCUGAUGGUUUCCAACAGAACCAUGACGGAGCUGAGGCGGGUCACGUUCUGGGGGCUCGUGACUUUUUUCUGGACCCUCUCAAGAGGAGAUACCGAGGUGUCCUGUGUGUUCAGUGAGAUCUGCAUCUUAAACUGCAGCAUCCAGCCUGACAGCAACCCGGUCAUCAAUUGGACUCAUUUGGCAGCAGAAUCAUACCUGGUUCACUCUUUUAGUGACGGUAAAGACAAAGUGGAACACCAGAACCAGAACUUCAGAGGCAGGACGUCUCUGUUCGGGGACCAGGUCCACUCAGGAAACGCCUCCCUGCUGCUGACAGCGGUGAAGGUUCAGGAUCAGGGCAGAUAUGUGUGUAACAGCAGAACCGCAGGAAGAACCGCUCUGUCAUUCAUCACUGUAACGGUGGACGCUCCAGUGAAGAGGGUCACUCUCCAGCAAGCAGGAAACAGGAUCACCUGCAGCUCAGACGGGAUCUACCCUGAACCUAAUCUCACCUGGACCACCGUCCCUCCGUCCAGCAUCCUGCUGAGGAGCUCCACCACGGUGCAGCGGACCAAUCAGCAGCUUUACAACAUCAGCAGCUCUCUGCUGCUUCCAGACAGCCAUCCUGACCUGACCUACAGCUGCACCGUCCGCUCCCGCAGGAACAGCUCCACGGCCCCGCAGGGAAGCCCAGAAAAGACAGAAAAGACACAUACGUCUCGAGGGAUCGCAAUAGUUGCUGGAGUGAUUCUGGUGGCAGUUUUAAUGAUCCCGCUGCCAUUCCUCAGCGAAAAGUUUAAAAAGUUCUGGGAAUCCAGAGGUCAGAACCAGAGGGAAAUGUCAAUAACAGAAGUACUGGCAGAGAGGGAACCAAUCACCAGUCAGAGGGGCAACAAUGAAGAUGUCAGUCUGGGAGAAAUGCUGUCUCUCCACCCACCAACAAAACAAGACCAAAGUGUAAUUUCUACAUAAGUAGAGAUAACAACAAGCUGACCUGCUGCCUGGGAAGGCCUGAUUUUCUUUUUCUGAUGGCAGCUUCAGGGAAACUGUGGGACAUUCUCACAGCCUCUACAUGAACCUCCAGCCUUCAAGCAUCAGACAAACUGUAGCACAGACCAGCUGACUGUGGCAUAGUUUCCCACUUUGAGCUGUUAAAAUAUUUAACUGGUGUUAAGGUUUUAUUAUUUAUUCAUAAUUUACCUAUUUUAUUUAUAAAGACAUGUACAGAAGGAGUGAACGCUAGACUUGAUGCAGUCUGCCAGGUUUCCUCAGAUAGAAAACUUUUAACCAAUCUGUCUGCAGAUUGAAAAGAACUGACUUUAUAAAGUGCCUUGAGAUGACGUGUGUUGUGAAUUGGUGCUUUAUAAAUAAAAAUGAUAUUUAAAUCAAAAUAGACGGGUAACAUCUGGUUGGUUAGCAAAUGGACUAGGUGUGUGGUGAAUGUGCCCUGGCUGUAUUUGUACUUUGCAUAUCCUUCAGCCCUCAUAUUUUUUCAGUUUUGCAUCGCUCUUGUCGGUAAUAUUCAUUUUUAUCACUAAACCGGACUGUGCAGACUAAAAAUGUCAUCUGAAGGACAUAAAGCUGCUGACAAGGAGGGUGCUAGCUCUGCAGCCCUGGGCCUGGCCUAACACUGCCAAAAGCUGUCAAAUAAUUUUAAGGGAUGUUUUGAUACAACUGAUUCCAAAUAGGACCAAAAUAAAAUAUCUUUGGAUGACCAUGA
Fundulus heteroclitus (mummichog) is the source of this 2053-nucleotide messenger RNA. RefSeq names its product V-set domain-containing T-cell activation inhibitor 1. The coding region runs from base 358 to 1305 and encodes 315 amino acids. Gene Ontology annotation, cellular component: external side of plasma membrane. Gene Ontology annotation, biological process: T cell costimulation; cell surface receptor signaling pathway; positive regulation of T cell proliferation. The transcript is spliced from 7 exons. The record is from RefSeq and is a predicted model, not a curated record. Lineage: Eukaryota; Metazoa; Chordata; Actinopteri; Cyprinodontiformes; Fundulidae.